Molecule: messenger RNA, 2240 nt
Organism: Eremomyces bilateralis CBS 781.70
Lineage: Eukaryota; Fungi; Ascomycota; Dothideomycetes; Eremomycetales; Eremomycetaceae
Product: kinesin-domain-containing protein
Exons: 3
Coding region: 308-1939 (543 amino acids)
Biological process (GO): microtubule-based movement; cytoskeleton-dependent intracellular transport
Cellular component (GO): kinesin complex; microtubule
Molecular function (GO): ATP hydrolysis activity; ATP binding; microtubule motor activity
Source: RefSeq, a predicted model, not a curated record
AUCGCACUUGCUGGACUUGAUGCAUCUUGUUCAACGGCUAAAAUACGCGCAAACUUGGGACUGCAUUCACGAAUUACUAUGCGACAUGGCGAUGGACCCGCGGUUUUAUCGUGGUCUGUCUUGUGAGCCACGACUUUACGAAUCCACUGCUUCGACCCCCUCGCUCAGGGCUACGGAGCCAGUCCCGGUCGCAAUGUCGCCACGACUCGCGAUGCACGAUCAAGACAGCGCGAAUGUGAAGGUGGUGGUAAGGGUGAGAGGUUAUGUGAAAAGAGAGAUCGAACGAGGGGCACAAUGUCUGAUCAAGAUGAACCCCCGCACGCAGACAACGACCCUGCUUGCUCCAAACUCCUUGGACCCAGCAAAUGCAAAAACCAACUCCCGGAAGGUCUUCGAAGAAAAGGCAUUCACAUUCGACAAGUCAUUCUGGUCCCAUAGGCUGGAGGAUGACCACUAUGCGCAUCAGGAAGAUGUAUACAAAUCGUUCGGCGAAGAGUUCCUCGACCACAACUUUGAUGGAUACCAUACCUGCAUUUUCGCAUACGGCCAGACUGGCUCGGGGAAAAGCUACACAAUGAUGGGCACUCCAGAGCAACCUGGACUUAUCCCUCGAACAUGUCGCGAGCUGUUCGGUCGAAUAGAGCGAGAUCCUUCGCCCAACACCACCUACAAUGUCCACGUCUCUUACUUUGAAGUGUAUAACGAACAUGUACGGGACCUACUUGUGCCACGAACGAAUCCACCUCAUUACCUAAAAAUCCGCGAGUCGCAGACGGACGGUGUGUAUGUCCAAGGAUUGACCGAUGCACCGGCGAAGAACUACGAGGAUGUUGAACGUCUUAUGAAAAUGGGCGAUAGUACCCGAACAACCGCGUCCACGAAAAUGAACGACACGUCUUCGCGAUCCCACGCCGUCUUCACCAUCCAGCUGAAGCAGAUCCAACACUCCCUUACCACAGAUGAGACGAUCGAGAGCUCCGCACGUAUGCGACUCGUCGACCUCGCUGGUUCCGAGCGAGCAAAAGCGACCGAAGCGACCGGACAACGGCUCCUCGAAGGAGGAAAAAUCAACAAGUCCCUCACCACACUCGGUCGCGUCAUCGCUGCCUUAGCCGAUCCACGACGGCAAGGAGGACCGAACGGAACACCGAGGAAAGCCGCACCGAGAGAUAUCGUCCCGUACAGAGACAGUGUCCUGACGUGGUUGCUAAAGGACAGCUUAGGUGGCAACAGCAAAACCGCGAUGGUCGCAUGCAUUUCACCGUGCGACUAUGACGAGACAUUAUCCACCCUGCGCUACGCCGACCAAGCCAAGCGAAUCCGCACCCGUGCAACCGCCAACGUCGACGCCAUCUCCGCCGCCGAACGCGACGCCCAGAUCGAAAUGAUGGCCGAGACGAUCCGAAGCCUGCAAACAACCAUCAACGUGACGCGUGUGCGGCGCGAGAAAGAAGAAGAAGGCCUGGAAGACUACCAGAAACAGGUCAACAAAAUGCAGCGACUGAUGGAAGAGACCCGCGCAGUCAGCGAUGCGAAGGUUAAAGCGCUGGCGGCCGAGGCGGAGGAGUUGCGGGUCGCGAAUGAGAAAUUGGUGGACGAGACGGCGGCGUUGCGGAGGCAUUUGGGGCUGGUGUUGGGCGAGCUGAAGAAUCCGAUCGUCAUUCCGAGCGCGCAGCCCGUGGCGUCGGUCGUGCCGGUUCCAGCGAUGACGACGAUCGAUUUCGAAUAUACAGCGGAGGACAAGGAAAAUGGGCAGGCGAAGGAGACUGAUGGAGAGGGAUACAUUGAACCGGAGGCGACGCACGGUGAUUGGGCUGCCGAAGUAUCAGAGGAGGCAAACGAGUUUUUGAAAGAGUUGGGUCUCUUCCGGCGGAAGAUUGGCGAUGAUACCCAGCGUUUCGGCAGUCGAGGCCCGCUCGUGGAAGUGCGCGUCAAUUGAGGUUUGGUGGGCACAUCUGCAAAGGGCGCAAGGAGUUAUUCUGUUCAUUGUAUAGCAGACUGGCUUGCCAAGAGGGCAGCAUUAUGAGACUACGCAGCAAAAUUUGGAAAUACUCAAUAGGAGAGCUCAUCGUUUCGUCGGGGCAAGUUGUGCGAUCAUGCGAUCGAGUUCGCCGACUGUGUUGCCCGCCGCCUUGCUCUUCAGAUCAUGGAGCGCGCCCAGGUCCUUCGCUUUGAGCGCCUCUUCCCCCGCCCGAACUAUGAGACCGCAUUUCAACCACAUUUCGAUCCGGUCGGAUACC